Coregonus sp. 'balchen' is the source of this 12799-nucleotide messenger RNA. NCBI's taxonomy places the organism in Eukaryota, Metazoa, Chordata, Actinopteri, Salmoniformes, Salmonidae. The record is from the annotation of a GenBank genome assembly.
CCCAGUGGUAGGAGUGUCUAUCACUAUUUGUAAACUGUUUCAGGAAGUAACAUCAACUCGUCUGAAGAUUUGUGUCUUUUUGGCAUCUCUAGAAUGAUCUUCGGAAAUCCCCCAAACUUCUGCCGUGACCAUGCCCAUGUAUCUACUUCUUCUGUUUAGAAAACUGCGACAUAGUUUUCAUUUCACAAAUGUUCCGAUUUUUUGAAAGAAACUUUUUCAAAUUGGCUGAAUUGAACUGCAGUUAUUCGUUGAGAUGUCGGAUUCAUCUGACCGGUCUUUAAACUUACAUUUUCUGAAAGAACCUGUCUUGAGGAAACUGUGUGAGGUUCUGGAUAAAACCAACAGUAAAGGAUGGCGUAAACUCGGGGAGAUGGUCGGCAAUGACCGGCGUUUUAGAGUGAGGUAAGCCUAAUUAAGCAGUCGGACAGCCAGUCUGACGGUCACGCCGAGACCCCUAGAGGGCGUAGUUCUUCCUGAUGCCGUAUUACCUAACGACCUAAAAUGAAUAAUAGCGCCAUUUUGCAGCCGGUUGGGCUAGUCUGAAUGGUUACUCUUUAAACAUGUUAGUUUACUUGUUUGAUUUUACAGUAGAAAUAUUAUCCCAAUCCUCAACAUACUGUAGUACACCUCCCACUUUUAUAUUUUACAACACAAUAAUACAUGUUAUCAGUAUUCCUGUGCAUUUUUCAUUUCCUAAGUGUGAACUAACUUGUGAGCUAUGUGCCUCCUCUGCUGUUCAUAUCAUUUUCUUAUUAAAUAGUCUCUUAGACAGUAUGUGUAUGCAUUACUGUGUGGAUAAAUGAUGCCUUUUCCUCCACUGUGCAGUCCAGAUGAGAUGGAGAUGUGCUCUCUGAAAGUGUUGGAGCUGGAGGGCAGCCCCAGCCACAUGCUGCUCAGGCUCAUGGGAGACAGAGGGUGCACCCUGGGCCAUCUGGUAGACUUACUACAAACCAUGGGCCAGACAGAGGCCCUACAGUGUGUCAAACCACCAGGUAUACAGAGCAUCUUUAGAAGAUGUGUUCUCUGACUAUUAUCUGGUUGUUACCUGGAGGGAAGGCUCAUGAUUAUAAAUGGUUUUGGUGACAGGUUAAUCUCGACUCUUGAUUUUCGUGCCUGUAUGUAAAUGUAUUGAUUAUUUAUUGUACAUAUAUUUUAAUAAUUAUUGAGAAUGUAUUGAUUUAUAGAGAUUCUAAUAUUUCUUAUGCAGAUUGUACAGACCUAACAGUGCUGAGCUCCCUUCUUCCCAUAAUGGUUGUGUUUAGGUAUCCAGAUCCUCAUUCAGCCCCAGUCUGUGGCUAUAAUAGUGGGACACAACCUGCGACUCAGCUGUUAUGCUGUGGGAAAGGCUGGUGUUAAGUACCAGUGGUUCAAAACCAAGGAGGAGGUGGGUAGCCGACUAGGGUAUGUUUUGAAGGUAGACCGUACUGUUUAUGCAUUGGUUAUAAACAUGUUAUUAAACAUGUUUUCAGAUAAUCAUAUUGCUGAUAUCUUGACCAGAUGACAUUGUGACAGCUGUGGCUUCAUAAUGAUUUUUCAUGUAUUAUGAAUUGAUUUGACACAUCUUCUUUGUGAUUUCUCUAGGUACCCAACAGUUCUUCUCCAGACCUGGUGGUUAGCCCAGUCCAACUGACAGACGCAGGUUUCUACAUCUGCAGGGUUAAUUGUGGAGACUCCUUUGAGUUCAGCCAGUGGGUUCAGGUGGAUGUCCUGAAUGUUGCCACAUCUUAUGGUGAGCCACUAUCUUGUACCUCCCAAUCAGUUCAUGGACAACAUUGUUAUUGUAUCUUUCUUCUGCCUGGGAUAUAAUUUAUUUAAAAAAUAAUAUCGGUUUCCAUUUUAAUAAGGCUAACAUUGUCGGUUCCUCCUUUCUGUGAAAGACAGACAAAACAGGGGUGAAUUUGCUGAAUGCUUUGUAGCAAUUACAUCGUCUUUUAUCCCUCCAAAGCUUUUGCUAAACUCGCCCCCAGAGCAACUGCACAUUGAAAAUACUUGUAUGUUUUGCAUGCAGGGUUGGGGUCCCACUCGUUGGAGGGCAGGCUGAAGGUGGUGAUCCAGCCCCAGGGCCAGAGACUGCUGGUGGGGGAUGCUCUGCAGCUGGAGUGUGGGGCGGUAGGGAGGCCAAUCCCCCGCUACCAGUGGCACAGGAACGGGGUGCCCCUUCCCUUUCCAGAGGCCUCCAAGAGGAGACUCACGGUAAGGAGGACAGAGGAGGAUGCUAACAUCCUUGAGCGCUUAUAUAGAAAGUUACACUUUUAUACUGUUAUAGGUACACUGUUACAGUAUCUUUUGUAGCUACAGUACAGUAACUAUACAAUAAUGUUAGAUGUUGUACAAAUCGGAUGAAAACAGUUAGUUAGUAUAGUUUUUUUCAAAUAGCUUGAGAUUGUUCGUUAAUUCAAACAGAUUCCGUAUCUGCUGCUGGAACAUCAGGGAAAGUAUCGCUGUGAGAUUUGCAUUAACAACGAGAGGACGUGGACGAAUGAAGUAGACGUUCUAGUGGGUAUGUCACUGUCCUUUAUUUUACAGCACUAUAAUGAUGAUAUUGAUCCUAAACAAAAUAUCUGUUUAUCAGUAUACAAUAUGAGCAAAAACUACUCGCAUUGAAUUUGGUGACAGUUCUUGAUGAUUACUUACUCUUGUUCUUGAAUGAAAGGACCAAGGAUAUCUGUCCCAUUUUCAGGGGCAAUGGAGUGUUCUGAAGGUAUAGUUAAAAUGCCUGGUUUCUCUUAGUUUGGCCACCUGGGAUGUACAGUAUGUGCAUGAAUAGAACAGGGCCAUGUUGCAAACAAUGGGAUGGCAAAAUGAAUCUGUUUUUAUAGGAACUCGUUUUCAGAGAAUGAGGGUUUGGUUCCAGGUGUUGCAUGCAUUUUUUUCAUCCUUUGGAUUUUUGCCUGUUCUUAAUAUUAUAUUUUUGAGAGCACAACAUAAUCAUAACAAUCCCACAGAAAAUAUGUUAUCCUCUGAAAUUUGAAAAAUUGUCUUUACUGAUGCUCAAAAUCUCUACAUUUUAAAUUAUAUAAUCAUUCGCGUCUUUCAGUGAUUCAGCUUAGAUGUCCCUUAUUCAUUUCCAAUUAAUAUUUAUAAAUGUUCAAGACAGGACAUAUUUUCAGUGGGUACUCAUUUACUAAUUGCUAACAUUAGGCAUGUUGAUCCUUUUGGCCUCUGACUGACCCCACCUAAUCAGUGACACUUUUACUUUAAUUCAGUUUAAAUAAAAGCACAGGAAAUAUACAUUCCAGUAAUUGUUCUGAAAUUGUUUUCCCACAGAUGAUGUUUUUGCCUUUGGAGCAGGCAAGUGACACGCAUUGAAAGUAUAUUUGAGCUGAUCUAUCACUGUUUAUUGGACAUUGUUUCCAGCAAUUAUAAAUGUUUCUGCACAGUACAUAGAGCAGUUGAGAAUUUGUAUCAAUGUGCAAUAUCUGUAUUAUAUAAUGAUAGUAUUGUGAUUGUAGGUAUCAGUGAACUAAUCCUGAACAGCGAUCAAGAACCACCUUAUGGUAAGCAGAACAAAAAAUGUAUCCACCCAGUACCCGGUUAUCUUUAUUACUGCUAGAAUAUCAAAUGCCUCUUAACAUUUCUUCUGUACAAUUUUCUCUCCAUGUUGGUCAAUGUUGAUAUGUUUAAUUAUUCCACAAUUGAUUUGAACUCCUAGUCAUUGAUGGUAUUUGUCUCCCAUCACAGCGACAGAUAAAGUGGCCCUGCUGAUCGGGAACCUCUCGUACCAGAACCACCCCCAGCUCAAGGCGCCAAUGGUGGAUGUGUAUGAUCUCACCAACCUCCUGCGCCAGCUCAACUUCAAGGUAGUAUCGCUGCUGGACCUCACCGAGUCAGAGAUGCGCAACGCCGUGGACGAGUUUCUGCUCUUACUUCACAAGGGUGUCUAUGGUACACCAUUCAUUAUUAUGGCCUUUUAGAGUAUGAGAGACCGACCUAGAAUAAUUUGAUCCGUUCUUGUCAAGUUUCAGUCAAAUAUUAGUUUAUUUGAUCUGGUUUUCCAAAAAUAUAGUGAAUCAUAUAAUUUACAAAAAAAAACAAAAAAUAAAAAAUACUAGUUUUAAAAAGUGAAGUCUAUUUUCAGUCUUAUUUCAUUCACUGCUCUAUUUACUCUCUCAUUCAAUUCACUUCCAUAACCUUCUCCUAGGUUUGCUGUACUAUGCUGGACAUGGUUAUGAGAACUAUGGCAACAGCUUCAUGGUACCGGUGGAUGCUCCAAACCCGUACCGCUCAGCCAACUGCCUGUGUGUGCAGAGCAUCCUCAAACUGAUGCAGGAGAAGGAGACAGGCCUCAAUGUGUUCCUGCUGGAUAUGUGCAGGAAGAGGUGGGUAAAGACUAGUAUACUAUGAUAACCAUGAUGUUUGUUUUAUAUUAAUUUGUUUUUCACUACUAUUCAAUUUCCCUUCCCUGUUAGUAACAUGGGAUAUAAACCACUCACCAUUUCUUGUUUGUUGUAUUAUUCUUUAAUACUGUGACUAUUAAAUUGAUAUUUUUAGAAAUAUUCAUGAUGAUACCACCCCAAACAUACUAUUGAGGGUCACAGCUAACAUUGUCUUUGGAUAUGCAACGUAAGUAAUCUGAUGGUUACUCAAAAAUGUCUAAACUUCUAUUCGUAACUUUGUAUGAACAAAUUAAAUGAUAUAUUCCCCAAUGCUGUUCCAUUUUUCUCUUGUGCAGCUGCCAAGAUGCAGAAGCGUUUGAGCUGAGCUCUAGUGGAUUCACUAACGGUGUCUUUGUCAAGUUUCUAAAGAAACGUCUUCUGGAGGAUGAGAAGAUCACUGUGUUGCUGGACAGAGUGGCUGAGGGUAAGGAGCAAUGGACCAAUUAUGUAUUGGUGAAAUAAGAAUUUUGUAAAUGUCACCCCAUCUACAGUAUUUGUGGUUAUGGAGUAUAAGCCAAUGUAGCAUGAAAUAUACAGUAUUGAUCUAAUGCAGUACCAUGCAACGUAAGUAACAGGAGUACAGAAACAAAUCUAUCCUAUCUUGUAUACCUCCAUGCAUCGAUUAUCAUGGCAAUAAUACUUAGUCUAACAAAUGUAUUCUGCGAGAGCCUGAGGUAAUGUUAUUGUGGUUGUCAAGGCGUCAGUGUAAUGCGGUAGGCGAAGUCAGGCGCAGGACACAGAGCUAAUCAAAAGGCGUACUUUACUUGUAGGUAAAAUAAUGAACAACAACCUCCACGCAGGGAGGGAACAAACCCGCACACUAACGACAACCAAAACAUGAACAAACACGCACAACACACAGUGUGAGACAGAGGGUUAAAUAGGGAAGACAUAACUACAUGAUGGGAAACAGGUGUGACCAAUUAAGACAAAACAAGUCGAACAUAGAUACAUGGAUCGGUAGCAGCUAGUACUCCGGUGACGACGAACGCCGAAGCCUGCCUGAGCAAGGAGGAGGGGCAGCCUCGGCUGAAUCCGUGGCAGUACCCCCCCCUUGACGCGCAGCUCCAGCCAUGCGCCGACCCCGGCCUCAGGGGCGGCCAGGAGGACGCGGAGUAGGGCGGGUCGGAUGACUCUGGUGGAAAUCCCUCAACAUGGAGGGAUCGAGGAUGUCCCUCCUAGGGACCCAGCACCGUUCCUCCGGACCGUACCCCUCCCACUCCACGAGAUACUGCAGGCCCCCCACCCGACGCCUCGAAACGGACCGAGUACGCCGGAGCCCCCUCGAUGUCCAGUGGGGGCGGAGGAACCUCCCGUACCUCAGACUCCUGGAGUGGACCAGCUACUACCGGCCUGAGGAGAGACACAUGGAACAAGGGGUUAAUAUGGUAAUUAAUAGGAAGCUGUAACCUAUAACAAACCUCGUUCAAUCUCCUCAGGACUUUAAAUGGCCCCACAAACCGCCGACCCAGCUUCCAGCAGGGCAGGCGAAGGGGCAGGUUUCGGGUCGAGAGCCAGACCCGGUCCCCCGGUGCAUACACCGGGGCCUCACUGCGGUGGCGAUCGGCGCUCGCCUUUUGUCGCCUGAUUGCCCGCUGCAGGUGUACAUGAGCAGCGUUCCAGGUCUCGUCCGAGCGCCGAAACCACUCAUCCAUCGCAGGAGCCUCGAUCUGGCUCUGAGGCCAAGGUGCCAGGACCGGCUGAUAACCUAACACACACUGGAAAGGCGUAAGGUUAGUAGAGGAGUGGCGGAGUGAGUUUUGGGCUAUCUCUGCCCAGGGGAUAUAACCUGACCACUCCCCCUGCUGGUCCUGGCAAUAGGACCUCAGAAACCUACCCACAUCCUGAUUAACUCUCUCCACCUGCCCAUUACUCUCGGGGUGAAAACCUGAGGUAAGGCUAAUCGAGACCCCCAGACGUUCCAUGAACGCCCUCCAGACCCUUGAGGUGAACUGGGGACCCCGAUCCGACACAAUAUCCUCAAGUACCCCGUAGUGCCAGAAGACGUGUGUAAAUAGGGCCUCAGCAGUUUGUAGGGCUAUAGGGAGACCUGGCAUAGGAAUGAGACGGCAGGACUUAGAAAACCGAUCCACAACGACCAGGAUCGUGGUGUUCCCUUGUGAGGGGGGAAGGUCCGUGACAAAAUCUACCGAUAGGUGGGACCACGGCCGUUGUGGAACGGGUAGGGGUUGUAACUUCCCCCUGGGCAAGUGUCUAGGUGCCUUACACUGGGCGCACACCGAGCAGGAGGAAACAUAAACCCUCACGUCCUUGGCUAAAGUGGGCCACCAGUACUUCCCACUAAGACAGUGCACUGUCCGACCGAUGCCAGGAUGACCAGAGGAGGGUGACGUGUGAGCCCAAUAGAUCAAUCGAUCACGAACCUCGAGCGGCACGUACAUCCGACCCUCUGGACACUGGGGGGGGAGUGGGCUCGGUACAUUAUGCCCGCUCGAUGUCCGCGUCAACCUCCCACACUACUGGUGCCACCAGACACGACGCCGGAAGUAUGGGAGUGGGCUCAAUGGACCUCUCCUCUGUGUCAUACAGUCGGGACAGGGCGUCUGCCUUAGCGUUCUUACCUGGUCUGUAAGUGAGAGUAAACACAAAACGAGUGAAGAACAUGGCCCACCUUGCCUGACGAGGGUUCAGCCUCCUCGCCGUUCAGAGAGUACGACCCUGCCUUACACAGGAAGCGGCACAGGUCCUAAUCCAGGCACUUGUCAUCUCCCGUCUGGAUUACUGCAACUCGCUGUUGGCUGGGCUGCCUGUGCCAUUAAACCCCUACAACUCAUCCAGAAUGCCGCAGCCCGUCUGGUGUUCAACCUUCCCAAGUUCUCUCACGUCACCCCGCUCCUCCGCACACUCCACUGGCUUCCAGUUGAAGCUCGCAUCUGUUACAAGAUCAUGGUGCUUGCCUAUGGAGCUGUGAGGGGAACGGCACCUCUGUACCUUCAGGCUCUGAUCAGUCCCUACACCCAAACGAGGGCAUUGCGUUCAUCCACCUCUGGCCUGCUGGCUCCCCUUCCUCUGCGGAAGCAUAGUUCCCGCUCAGCCCAGUCAAAACUGUUCGCUGCUCUGGCACCCCAAUGGUGGAACAAGCUCCCUCACGACGCCAGGACAGCGGAGUCACUCACCACCUUCCGGAGACAUUUGAAACCCCACCUCUUUAAGGAAUACCUGGGAUAGGAUAAAGUAAUCCUUCUACCCCCCCCCCCCCCCCCCAAAAAAAAAUAAAAAAUAAUAAAAUAAAGAAAUAAAUAAUAAUAAAUACAUUGUAAAGUGGUUAUCCCACUGGCUAUAGGGUGAAUGCACCAAUUUGUAAGUCGCUCUGGAUAAGAGCGUCUGCUAAAUGACGUAAAUGUAAAUGUACUCCAGAUUACGGUGGUCAGUCAAAAUGAGAAAAGAGUGUUUAGCCCCCUCAAGCCAAUGCCUCCACCCUUUCAGAGUUUUAACCACAGCUAACAGCUCCCGGUCCCCCACAUCAUAGUUGCGCACUGCCGGACUGAGCUUCUUAGAAAAGAAAGCACAGGGGCAGAGUUUUGGUGGCGUACCCGAGCGCUGAGACAGUACAGCUCCAAUCCCAGCCUCGGACGCAUCCACCUCAACCUGGAAUGCCAAGGAAGGAUCCGGAUGAGCGAGCACCGGAGCCGAAGUAAACAGGUCCUUCAGAUGCCCAAAAGCCCUGUCCGCCUCAGCUGACCACUGUAGACGCACCAGUCCUCCCUUUAGCAAGGACGUAAUGGGAGCCGCUACCUGACCAAAGCCCCGGAUAAACCUCCGGUAGUAAUUGGCAAAACCCAAGAAUCGCUGCACCUCCUUCACCGUGGUUGGAGUCGGCCAAUUACGCACGGCCGAAAUGCGGUCAAUCUCCAUCUCCACACCUGACGCGGACAGGCGGUGUCCUAGGAAGGAGAUGGAUUCUUGGAAGAACAGAAAUUUUUCCGCCUUCACAUACAGGUCAUGCUCCAACAGUCGACCAAGCACCUGACGCACCAGGGACACAUGCUCGGCCCGUGUAGCGGAGUAUAUGAGAAUGUCAUCGAUAUACACCACUACACCCUGUACAUGCAGGUCCCUGAAGAUCUCAUCAACAAAAGAUUGGAAGACUGAAGGAGCAUUCAUCAAACCGUAUGGCAUGACGAGGUACUCAUAGUGCCCCGAGGUGGUACUAAAUGCAGUCUUCCACUCAUCUCCCUCCCGGAUACGCACCAGGUUGUACGCGCUCCUGAGAUCCAAUUUCGUGAAGAAGCGCGCCCCGUGCAAUGACUCCGUCAUGCUCGCAAUCAGAGGUAAUGGAUAGCUUUAUUUUACAGUGAUCUGAUUUAGACCACGGUAGUCAAUGCACGGGUGUAAGCCACCAUCCUUCUUCUUCACAAAAAAUAAACUCGAUGACACAGGAGAAGUGGACGGCCGAAUGUAUCCUUGUCUCAGAGAUUCGGUGACAUAUGUUUCCAUAGCCGCCGUCUCUUCCUGUGACAGAGGAUACACGUGACUCCGGGGAAGCGCAGCGCCUACCUAGAGGUUUAUCGCACAAUCCCCCUGUUGAUGGGGUGGUAAUUGAGUCGCCUUCUUUUUACAGAAGGCGAGAGCCAAAUCGGCAUAUUCAGGCGGAAUGUGCAUGGUGGGAACCUGGCUUGGACUUUCCACCGUAGUUGCCCCUACGGAAACACCUACACACCUCCCCGAGCACUGACUUGACCAUCCCUUGAGAGCCCUCUGUUGCCAUGAAAUAGUGGGGUCAUGAGAAGUUAACCAGGGAAGCCCCAAAACCACUGGAAACGCAGGAGAAUCAAUCAGAUAUAGACUAAUUAUUUCCUCAUGCCCCUCCUGCGUCUUCAUCCAGAGUGGCGCUGUGACCUCCCUAAUCAGACCUGACCCUAAAGGGCGACUAUCUAGGGCAUGUAUAGGGAAGGGCACAUCAACUGGCACAAUAGGAAUCCCUAACCUACGGGUAAACUGACGAUCAAUAAAGUUCCCAGCUGCGCCUGAAUCUACUAGCGCCUUAUGCUGGGAAUGAGAAGAAAACUCGGGAAAUACAACAUUUAUACACAUAUGUGCAACAGGGAGCUCUGGGUGAGUUGGGUGCCUACUCACCUGAAACGGUUCACCAGUGCGCUGCCUACUGCCUCGACUCCUUGAAGGCCCUCCCCAGCAUCGACCAGCAGUGUGUCCUCUGCGGCCACAGUUGGUGCAGGUGACAGCCCUUCUACCGGUCUCCCUCAUAGCAGCACCUCCGAGCUCCAUAGGGGUAGGUUCGGAGGUGCUGGGGGAUGGAAUGGACGGCCCCUGAUCCGGACGUCCGCGGGUGGCCAACAGGUUAUCCAGUCGGAUUGACAUAUCCACCAGUUGGUCCAGGUUUAGGUUGGUGUCCCUGCAGGCCAAUUCCCGACGAACGUCCUCCCUUAAGCUGCAACGGUAGUGGUCGAUGAGGGCCCUCUCAUUCCAUCCUGCGCUGGCAGCUAGAGUCCGAAAGUCCAGUGCAAAUUCCUGCGCGCUCCUCUUCCCCUGUCUGAGGUGGAAUAGACGCUCACCCGCCGCUCUCCCCUCUGGUGGAUGAUCGAAUACUGCCCUAAAGCGGCGGGUGAACACUACAUAGCUUACAGUUGCGGCGUCUAUUCCCCUCCACUCGGCGUUGGCCCACUCCAGCGCUUUACCGGACAGACAGGAGAUGAGGGCGGACACGCUCUCGUAUCCCGAGGGAGCCGGGUGGAUGGUUGCCAGGUAGAGCUCUAUCUGGAGCAGAAAACCCUGACACCCGGCAGCUGUACCAUCAUAAGCCCUCGGGAGCGAGAGCCGAAUCCCACUGGACCCAGAUGGUGAAGAGAUGGACAUUGGUGUAGGUGGUGGUGUAAUUGGAGGAGGUAUAGGGAUACCUCCUCUCUCCCAUCGCUCCAUAGUAUUAACUACUCGUUCCAUAGCGGUGCCGAGAGCCUGGAUCAUGGUCGCUUGUUGUUGGACGCGUUCCUCCAUCGAUCCGGCUGGCAUAGCUGUACCUGCUGACUCCAUAUUAUGGUGCAUGUUUCUGUCAAGGCGUCAGUGUAAUGCGGUAGGCGAAGUCAGGCGCAGGACACAGAGCUAAUCAAAAGGCGUACUUUACUUGUAGGUAAAAUAAUGAACAACAACCUCCACGCAGGGAGGGAACAAACCCGCACACUAACGACAACCAAAACAUGAACAAACACGCACAACACACAGUGUGAGACAGAGGGUUAAAUAGGGAAGACAUAACUACAUGAUGGGAAACAGGUGUGACCAAUUAAGACAAAACAAGUCGAACAUAAAUACAUGGAUUGGUAGCAGCUAGUUCUCCGGUGACGACGAACGCCGAAGCCUGCCCGAGCAAGGAGGAGGGGCAGCCUCGGCUGAAUCCGUGACAGUGGUGUUUGUGUUAUCCAGACAUGGGCCAGUUCGAUGCCACUAAGGGGAAGCAGGCUCUGGAGAUCCGCAGCAGCCUAUCAGAGAGGAGGGCUCUGACUGACCCUAUUCUGCCUGGUGACAGCUCUGACAUGGCCCUGGAUCACAACCGUCAGUGGGCCAAGGCUCAUGGUAAGGACACACCUCAGACACAAUCAAACAAUGAAAGUAAAUACAGUACAUUUAAAUUUGAAUUGUUUAGCUGAAGCUAUCAACGUACUUAGUGUGGACGUAACGUUGUGUUUUCACUCUAGAACUGCCUGAGAGUAUGUCUCUGGACUUUGACUGUGGGGCUCAGAUCAAGCUGGGCUUCGCUGCAGAGUUCUCCAAUGUGCUGGUCAUCUACACCCACAUCGUGAAGAAACCAGAGGACAUGUUCUUCUGCCAGGCUCACGUCACCAACUUCUCCCCGGUGAGACGCUACAGUCUUUCGCCCUGUUCAAUUAUGCAAACUUGUUCCUUCCUCAAGCUCCUGUCACCAAUUUCUUCCCUAUCCCCUACACCUUGUGUCCACAGAUCUGAAAAGACUGACAAGGUGUAACUAAUCCAUCCCAAGUUUUUCAGAUCAGUGAACACCAAAGGGAUAGGAGGAUAGGGAAAGGAAUUUAAGCUCAAUAUGCCACUGAUGUCAUUAUGGUUUUUCUCAGCUCUGUUCAAUAUCAAUGACAGCAAUAAUAUUGUCUUUUUGGGGUUUACUAGAGCUCCCAUGGAGAUGAAAGGCUUUGUCGUAGCCGGCCGCGACCGGGAGACCCAUGGGGCGGCGCACAAUUGGCCCAGCGUCGUCCAGGGUAGGGGAGGGAAUGGCCGGCAGGAAUGUAGCUCAGUUGGUAGAGCAUGGCGUUUGCAACGGCAGGAUUGUGGGUUAGAUUCCCACGGGGGGCCAGUAUGAAAAAAUAAAAAAUAAAAAGAAUGUAUGCACUCACUAACUGUAAGUCGCUCUGGAUAAGAGCAUCUGCUAAAUGACUAAAAUGUAAAAUGUAAAUGUAAAUGUUUACUGAAACAACAUUAGGAGCAUAGUAAAGAGUCUGUCUUUAUGCUGAAGAUGCUGAAGAUACACUACCUGCCUGAAAACUAUGCAUUUGCAUGUCAUCUUGUCCUAUAACAUUUCCUUUGUUCUGUCCAGGACCUUGACAUUGACCCCAAAGAGAUGAACAGGGAGACACCAGAGGAGACUGGCAUCUACCUGCUCUCCAGCAGUCUUCCCCAGCACUGCCUGUACACACGCCUCAGCUCUCUACAGAAGCUCAGGGUAGGUGUACAAAAGAUAAUCACCACUUUCUACAUUCUCACAUUACUAUGACUUUAUUCCUGUUCAUUGUGCUCUGUGUCCCCUCUGUAGGAGCAGCUGGUGUCAUGUUAGGGCAGUGCUCACCUUGGACAAGACAGUUUUGAUCUCCAUUGGAGCUCUAGUAUAAACAUAUUAGGUCAAUAAAAUGUUAUUCUACUCCUUGUCUCCUCUGUAGGAUCAGCUGGGGUUCACAGUUUGUCUACAGGGCUCUUUCAAGGCCGUGGAUGAGCUGGUGGACUGGACCACUGACGUCAACAUCGGCAAGCCCCUGAUCGCCAGACUAGACCUCCACCGCACCAUGAGGAGGAACAGCUGCCUGCAGACCUGCCCAAUGCCCCACAGUCCCUCACACAGCCCUUGCCAUAGCCCCGGAGCCGAGCACCUCCACCCACACAUCCACCACCCUCACCCCCAAGACCAUGGCCUUCUCUCCCCACACUGCUCCAGCCCUUACCUGGAUGUGUACGAGCCUCUACAGGGAGCUGUGGGAGGCUCAGGUUGUGUGAGCUCCACGCUGUAUGACAACUGUAGCUUCUCUCACUAUGGCUGUACUAGUAGUGACUCAGUGUUACUGAACUCCCCUGGCAGAGCCAGCAUUCCCAUAGAGACCACGGAUGACAUAAACGAGCUGCAGACAGUCUUCAUUAAUAGCCUGCAGUUUCACCACUAGUGAUAAGGCCCUCUCUAGGGCAUUGGUAGCCUGGUUCCAGAUCUGUUU